AUGGGGGUUCUUGACGCUGAGCUACGUUUGCUUGCCGACGGGCUUUACUUUGGAGAAAGUCCGCGCUGGAGAAAUGGCAGACUUUACAUAUCGGAUAUGACAGGCCGCAAGAUUUACACCAUCGACGCCUCUGGCAGUAAAGAGGUCUUGAUGGAGGUCGAAAACCAGCCGAAUGGGAUGUGUUUUAUGGAUGACGGAACGCUCAUUUAUUCUUCGAUGUUCGAUGGGAGAUUGUAUCAGUAUAAGGAUGGCAUAAGUGAGCUAUAUGCAGAUUUGUCGUCGGUCAUGACGGGAUAUUGCGGAGAUAUGGUUAUCGAUGGUGCAGGGCGUAUCUAUGUUGAUGAUACUGGCGCGCGUGUUCUGCAUGGUGAGAAGCCAUCUCAAGGCCGGCUUCUGCUGGUUGACUCGGACAAGAGUGUCAGAAUUGUUGCUGAGGACAUCGUCUUUCCAAAUGGUAUUGGACUUGAUAGUUCCGGCAAGAACUUAUUUGUCGCGGAGACUUUUGCUGGGAAACUUAAUCGAUUCGAGAUCGGUGACGAUGGUGUUCUUGAGGAUCGUGAAGUGGUGUGGAAUGUCGACGAGUUACCACUCCUAGCUGGGCAACAGAAAACUCGAUUUCACGCUAUUGAUGGGUUCUGCAUUGAUUCCGAAGAUGGUAUCUGGCUCAGCAUGCUUGACUUCAAUGCUUUUGUCAGAAGGGAUGCAAAGGGGAACAUCACGCACAAGAUUCAGGUUGAUGGAGACGCCACAGCGUGUACUCUUGGGGGUGAUGACGGAAAGACACUAUUUCUUGUGGUCAACAGAAUACCAACUGGGAAGGACUUAUUUGAUGCCAUGGUCAGCUUGGACACUCAAUGUACCAUAUAUUCUGUAACGGUUGAUGUUGGGCACGGCAGGGCAAGGCCAUGA
Messenger RNA from Exophiala bonariae, 909 nucleotides. RefSeq lists its product as uncharacterized. Lineage: Eukaryota; Fungi; Ascomycota; Eurotiomycetes; Chaetothyriales; Herpotrichiellaceae. The record is from RefSeq and is a predicted model, not a curated record. The transcript has a single exon. The coding region runs from base 1 to 909 and encodes 302 amino acids.